Solea senegalensis (Senegalese sole) is the source of this 1002-nucleotide messenger RNA. RefSeq lists its product as uncharacterized. The record is from RefSeq and is a predicted model, not a curated record. The transcript has 7 exons. NCBI's taxonomy places the organism in Eukaryota, Metazoa, Chordata, Actinopteri, Pleuronectiformes, Soleidae. Bases 382 to 1002 code for a protein of 206 amino acids.
AACCCACAGAAGGAGUGAGAUUAAGGUUAGAACCCACAGAAGGCGUGAGGUUCAGGUUAGAACCCACAGAAGAAGUGAGGUUCAGGUUUGGCCGGGGAGAGGGCGCUCCACUGCUUUUCUCUGAAAUCAAAAUUUUGUAAAAUUCUGAAAUAAUAUUUAAUGGGAGUUUGUGUUUCAAACUGUGGCCCCCAAACGCUUUUGUUGCUUAGGGCCCCCAGAUUAUUAAGUGUGGCCCCGGUUGAGUUAGACGUUCAAUCAGUUCUUGGUUUUUCUACCUCUGUUGUUGUCAUGGAUGAGUGAUGAUCUCCCAGCAGGUGGCGCUCUGCUCUGACCCAGAUCAAGGACAGAGAGGGGGGAUGAGCCCUGCCCCAUAAAGCCACCAUGACUCAGAGACCAGACUCUGGACCUGGACCUGGACCUGACCUGGGUUUAGGGUCUGUUCAGAGACUCAAGGCGUUUUUUGAACACAAUGAUCACAUGCAGCAGUCAGCCGACCACAAGAUUCACCAGCAGGGGGCAGAACUCAGUCAGACCGUAGACAGUCUCGUACGUAGCCAUGACGACGACAAAGACGACGCCAGUGCCGGCGACAGAAGUAUUUACGACGUUGGUGGAAGAAAAGAUUCUUUAGUGUCUGUGAACAGCGAAGCAUGUGUGUACGUAUUUACGCUCGAAAAUGACGCACAAGACCACGACAAUGGAAGACUUGAUGACGUUUACGUGACGGACUCUUCAGCGCGUGUGAAGAGCGAAGGAUCCGUGUACGAGCACACGCUCGAAAGUGACGACGACCGAAGUGAAAUAAUGAUUUAUACUGACAUUAUCGAUGACGUUUACGAGACAAAAGUCUCCUCAGCGUCUGUGAAGAGCGAACGAUCCGUGUACGAAAGCAACGACGACGAUGAAGACGACGGAAGGCCUGUGUGGCACUGUUGCGCUGCCACAGCAGAACUGGAGAGGAAGAACAACAACAAACACAUGAAGGAGACAGUGAAGGUUUAG